AUGUCCCCGGCGUCGCGGAUUUUCGGCUUCUUCUCCCUCCUCGUUUUCUGUCUGUUCUCCUUCGUUUCAUCCGACGAUCUCCAAGUCUUACUCAAGACCAAAUCAUCUAUCCUGGAUUCGAAUCCCGGCGUUUUAGAUUCCUGGAAGCUCAACUCCAGUCCAUGUGGCUUCGCCGGAAUAACCUGCGAUUCUAGAGGCUCCGUUACGGAGAUUGAUCUCUCGCAUCGCGGUUUAUAUGGGAAAUUUCCGUUCGAUUCGGUGUGCGAGCUCCAGAGUCUUGAGAAACUCUCACUCGGAUUCAAUUCACUGUCUGGAACAGUCCCCAGUGAUUGGAAGAACUGCACGAGUCUCAAGUAUUUGGAUCUCGGGAACAAUUUGUUCUCUGGUCCUUUCCCUGAGUUCUCUUCUCUAACCCAGUUACAGUACCUCUAUUUGAACAGCAGCGCGUUUUCCGGCGUCUUUCCGUGGAAAUCGCUGCAAAACGCGACGCAACUCGUCGUUUUGAGCCUCGGUGACAAUCCGUUCGAUACGGCGCCGUUUCCUGAGGAGGUUGUUUCUCUGACGAAGCUCUCGUGGCUCUAUCUGUCCAACUGCAGCUUGACGGGGAAAAUCCCUCCGGCGAUCGGAGACUUGACGGAGCUUCAGAACUUGGAGAUUUCCGACAGCGGUCUCACCGGAGAGAUUCCUCCGGGGAUCGUGAAACUCAGCAAACUCUGGCAGUUAGAGAUCUACAACAACUCAUUGACUGGAAAAUUUCCUCCCGGGUUCGGAAACUUGAAGAACCUGACUCGCUUGGAUGCUUCCGCAAAUUCUCUAGAAGGCGAUUUAUCGGAGCUCAGGUUUUUGACCAACCUCGUUUCCCUACAACUGUUCGAAAACAAAUUCUCCGGUGAGAUUCCGCCGGAGUUCGGAGAAUUCAAGGAUCUCGUCAAUCUCUCUCUGUACACAAACAAUUUAACCGGUCCUCUGCCUCAAGGACUCGGUUCUCUCGCCAAUUUCGAUUUCAUCGAUGCAUCCGAAAAUCAUCUAACCGGACCGAUCCCUCCAGACAUGUGCAAAAGCGGGAAGAUGAAAGCUCUUCUUCUCCUGCAGAACAAUCUCACAGGCUCUAUCCCGGAGUCUUACGCCAACUGUUUGACUCUGGAACGUUUCAGAGUUAGCGACAACUCGCUCAACGGAACAGUUCCCGCCGGACUUUGGGGAUUACCGGAGCUCGAUAUAAUCGACUUAGCCAUGAACAACUUCGAAGGCCCGGUCACCGCUGAUAUUAAAAACGCGAAAAAGCUGGGAACGUUGUAUCUAGGGUUCAACAAGUUUUCCGAUGAGCUGCCUGAGGAGAUAGGUCACACGGAAUCUCUGACUAAGGUCGAGCUUAACGAUAACCGGUUUUCCGGGAGGAUUCCAAGCUCUAUCGGUAAACUGAAGGGACUUAGCAGUCUAAAGAUGCAGAGCAAUGGCUUCUCCGGUAACAUACCUGACUCGAUCGGGUCGUGUUCGAUGCUCAGCGAUCUCAACAUGGCUCAAAACUCGCUAUCCGGCGAGAUCCCGCACACGCUUGGAUCCCUUCCGACGCUCAACGCUUUGAAUCUUUCGGACAAUAAGCUGUCUGGAAGAAUCCCGGAGAGUUUGUCGUCUUUAAAACUUAGCCUGCUUGAUCUGUCAAACAACAGAUUAUCAGGCCGUGUCCCUCUGAGUUUGUCAUCAUAUACCGGUAGCUUCAAUGGCAAUCCUGGACUCUGCAGCACGACGAUCAAAUCGUUUAACCGGUGCAUAAAUACUUCAGGACCUCAUCGAGACACUCGCAUCUUCGUGUUGUGCAUAGUUUUUGGUUCACUGAUCUUGCUUGCGUCUCUUGUGUUUUUCUUGUACCUGAAGAAAAGCGAGAAGAAGGAAAGUCGAACGCUGAGACACGAAUCUUGGAGUAUAAAGUCGUUCCGAAGGAUGACUUUCACUGAAGAUGAUAUCAUCGAUUCGAUCAAAGAAGAGAACUUGAUCGGUAGAGGAGGUUGUGGCGAUGUGUACAGAGUAGUACUCGGUGAUGGUAAAGAACUCGCUGUCAAACACAUUCGGAGUAAUAGUACAGACAGUUUCACUCAGAAGAAUUUCAGCAGUGCGAUGCCGAUUCUCACUGAAAAGGAAGGAAGAUCCAAAGAGUUUGAAACAGAGUAUGGAUACUCGUCGAAAGUGAAUGAGAAAUGCGAUGUGUAUAGCUUCGGAGUUGUGUUAAUGGAGCUUGUCACGGGGAAAAAACCGAUAGAGGCGGAGUUUGGAGAGAGCAAAGACAUAGUGAAUUGGGUGAGUAACAAUCUGAAGAGCAAAGAGAGUGUUAUGGAGAUAGUGGACAAGAAGGUAGGAGAAAUGUAUAGAGAAGAUGCAAUCAAGAUACUGAGGGUUGCAAUCCUCUGCACCGCAAGACUGCCUGGACUAAGGCCGACGAUGAGGAGCGUGGUUCAGAUGAUCGAGGAUGCGGAACCUUGCAGAUUGAUGGGGAUUGUGAUUAGUAAAGAGAGUGAUUUGAAGAUCAAAGAAAUAAGUUAA
Thlaspi arvense is the source of this 2538-nucleotide messenger RNA. NCBI's taxonomy places the organism in Eukaryota, Viridiplantae, Streptophyta, Magnoliopsida, Brassicales, Brassicaceae. The record is from the annotation of a GenBank genome assembly.